Messenger RNA from Eruca vesicaria subsp. sativa (arugula), 1266 nucleotides. The record is from the annotation of a GenBank genome assembly. NCBI's taxonomy places the organism in Eukaryota, Viridiplantae, Streptophyta, Magnoliopsida, Brassicales, Brassicaceae.
AUGAAAAGGAUCAAGAGGUCUAAGAAACGAGACGAAAGGAAUGAUAUAAACGAUCCGUUUAUCAUGAUUCCUAUGGAACUCAAAGUAAUGAUUCUCAUGAAACUGCCGCCGAGAUCCAUAGUCAGGCUCCAUUUCGCUUCUAAACACUUGUCAUCGAUCAUCCUCGGCAAAGAGUUCACCGAGAUGUACAUGACUCGAUCUUCGUCUCAGCCUCGUCAUCUUGUCUCAGUGCACCGUGGCAGCGACAUGCAGCUCUUUCACUCCUUCUCUCAGGAGGAGCAUUCUAAUGAUCACGACAAGCCUCGUCAUCUUGUCUCAGUGCACCGUGGCAGCGACAUGCAGCUCUUUCACUCCUUCUCUCAGGAGGAGCAUUCUAAUGAUCACGACAAGGUUAGCUAUACACUGGAUCCGGAUGUACGGUAUGUAUUUACUCCACCUGUUCGCGGCUUGAUCUGCGGUCGAAACGGUAUCAAGAUGAUUAUUGGGAACCCUAGUACGGGUCAGUUCAUAUCGUUACCAAGAGUCAAAACAAGGAAAAAAGAGAUUUUAUCUGUUUUUGGAUAUGAUCCGGUUAAUGAUGUAUACAAAGUUUUGUGCAUGACGGUGAUAACUCAACGUGGUAAUAUAGCUCGUGGUAUUAUAACCCGUGAUAUUUUCUUGGAGGAUGUAAUGGCGUGGGAGGCUAUUGUGUCGGAAGAGCAUCAAGUUAUCACUCUAGGAGCUAAACAAAAAUGGAGAAUGAUCAAGUGUAAGUAUCCUCAUCGUCAUUAUUCUGGAUGUCAAGGGAUAUGUAGGGAUGGUGUUCUGUAUUAUCUAGCUUCUUACAAACAAAAACGAUCUCUAAUGAGCUUCGACAUGAGUUCUGAAGAGUUUAAUGUUACUAAGCUACCCGAUGAUUAUGGUCUUCAACAGUUUGGUAAUCUGGUGAAUCACAGUGGAAAGAUAACCAUAGUGACUCAGGCAUAUAAUGGCCCAAUGGACCUAUGGGUUCAGGAUGAUGUCAACAAAGAAGUAUGGUCAAAAACUGCUGCUGUGGUUCCUUCUGUGGCUGAUAUAUUUGGGGCAGAUCAACGUCUCAUGUUCAGGGGUAUACUUCCUACUGGCGAGAUCAUAUUUAAACCGCUCCCAUCCCCUAACCCAUUCUUUUUUCUUUGUUACGACCCCAAGGAAAAAAAUGUUAGAAAAGUUGUGAUUGAUGGAAUUGGAGAUGACUCUGCUAGUAUCCAAGUCUUUUUCGAUCAUGUAGAGAGUUAUAUGGUUCUGUGA